AUGGAUCCAAUAAAAUACAUUUUUGAGAAACCGUCAUUAUCUGGAAGGAUUGUAAAAUGGCAAGUUUUGUUGUUAGAGUACGAUAUUGUUUAUGUUACUAAAAAAGCAAUAAAGGGAAGCGCAGUUGCUGAUCAUUUAGCUGCUCAACCAGUAGCAGAUUACGAACCUAUGAGGAUUGAUUUCCCGGAUGAAAACAUAUUUCUAGUUGAAAAGAAUGCUAGAGAUCAUGAGACAUGGACUAUGCUUUUCAAUGGUGCCUCAAAUGAGUUGGGACAUGGGAUUAGAGUUGUGCUAAUUUCUCCAGAAGGAAAGGUUUUACCCCUAACGGACAAGUUAUGUUUUAAAUGCACUCACAAUAUCACUGAAUAUGAAGCUUGCAUUAUAGAACUUCAAGUAGCAUGCGAUAUGAAUAUUAAAAAGUUGAAAGUUUUGGGUGACUCGAUGUUAGUGAUACAUCAAGUCAAGGAAGAAUGGGAAACAAGAGAUGCUAAAUUGGUGCCUUACAGCCAAUACGUUACAAAAUUGUCUCAAAAUUUUGAGAAGAUUUCAUUUGACCAUGUCCCUAGGGAAGACAAUCGAAUGACAGAUGCAUUAGCCACUCUGGCAAUGAUGUUUGAUCUUAAUCUUGAAUUUGAACUUCAUCCAAUCCAAAUUACAAAGCGAGAUGUGCCAGCAUAUUGCAUGAAUGUUGGAAAUGAUAACAAGCCAUGGUAUUUUGACAUUAAGCAAUACAUAAAGUGUAGAGAAUAUCCAUAUGAAGCUUCAGAGAAUGAAAAACGUACAAUAAGGAGGUUGGCCAUGAACUUUUUCUUAAGUGGUGAAGUUCUUUAUAAAAGAAACCACGAUAUGGUGCUCCUUCGGUGUGUUGAUGAAGAGGAAGCAAAACAAAUUAUGACAGACAUUCAUGAAGGAAUAUGUGAAACACAUGCUAAUGGACAUAUGAUGGCUAGACAAAUACUUAGAUCUGGUUAUUAUUGGACAACGAUGGAAUCAGACUGCAUAAAAUAUGCAAGGGAAUGUAAAAAGUGUCAAAUUUAUAUGGAUAAGAUCCAUGUAGCUGCAUCUCCAUUGCAUAUCUUGUCAGCACCAUGGCCAUUUUCUUUAUGGGGAAUGGAUGUUAUUGGACCCAUUCAUCCUAAAGCCUAA
Cucumis melo (muskmelon) is the source of this 1146-nucleotide messenger RNA. RefSeq lists its product as uncharacterized. The record is from RefSeq and is a predicted model, not a curated record. The coding region runs from base 1 to 1146 and encodes 381 amino acids. The transcript has a single exon. Lineage: Eukaryota; Viridiplantae; Streptophyta; Magnoliopsida; Cucurbitales; Cucurbitaceae. Gene Ontology annotation, molecular function: RNA-DNA hybrid ribonuclease activity; nucleic acid binding.